Messenger RNA from Malassezia sympodialis ATCC 42132, 1644 nucleotides. RefSeq lists its product as uncharacterized. Lineage: Eukaryota; Fungi; Basidiomycota; Malasseziomycetes; Malasseziales; Malasseziaceae. Gene Ontology annotation, cellular component: cytoplasm. Gene Ontology annotation, molecular function: NEDD8 activating enzyme activity. The record is from RefSeq and is a predicted model, not a curated record. Gene Ontology annotation, biological process: protein neddylation.
AUGGCGAGCACGGUGCCGCCAGGCGCGAGCGGCACGGACCGACCGAGCCGACACACGCAGCGCUACGAUCGACAGCUGCGGUUGUGGAACCACUCGGGUCAGGCUGCACUCGAGGAUGCGCAUGUGCUUGUGGUUGGUGCGUCGCCCCUUGCAGGUCAAGUGUUGAAAAACCUUGUACUGCCGGGCUUAGGAUCAUUCACCAUUGUUGAUGACGCGAUCGUUUCCGAGCAAGACGCGCAACACGACUUUUUUGUCAACGCUUCACGAAUUGGCACACCUUACGCAGAGGCCCUCGCUCAGGGUCUCGCAGAGUUGAAUCCAGCAACGACUGCGACGUCAUGCUUACGGGCGCCUGAUGAGCUUUUGCGCGAGGAUCCUGCCUAUUUCCUCCAGUAUUCGUUGGUUGUGUGCGUGAGUCAGCCGAGCCGCAUUGCAAUACGAAUCUCAGAACUCGCUUGGCAUGCGUCGCCGCCGAUUCCGCUCGUAUGCGUGCGUAGCUCCGGCUUCCAAGGCGUGCUGCACGUCGCCUUUGGCGAACUGGGCAUCGUCGAGACACACCCCGAGUCGCUUGUGGAUCUACGGAUAACGCGUCCGUUUCCCGCACUGCAGGAACACGCGCGGAAGUAUGCCGUGGAUGCGAGCGACUCGUACGCGAUGAGCCACGUUCCUUUUGUGGUGCUGCUGCUUCAAGCACUCGAGGCGUGGCGGGCCACGCACGAUGGUGCCAUGCCCUCGCCGGCGUCGCGGCGUGCAUUUGUUGACUUUAUGCGUGCGCGAGCGCCGCCUGGGGUCGACACGGAGAAUAUGGAUGAGGCACUCGCCGCGCUGGCGCCGCAUGUGUGGCGCCCACUGCAGUCGCCGCCAGUUCCGGCCAGCGUGACGGCGCUCUUUGACGAUGCACAGUGCCGCCAUCUUUCUGCCCGCUCGCCACCAUUUUGGCUGCUCGUCGCUGCGCUUCGCCGGUUUGUGCAGCGCCAUGGCGUGCUCCCCUUGGCGAGCUCGCUACCCGACAUGAAAGCUACUUCGAAAGACUUUGUCGCACUUCAGAACGUGUAUGCAGUCCAGGCGCGUGCGGACCUCGAUGCGUUCCUCGGCGAUCUGGACGCCGUGCUGGUCGACGUCGGUACGUCGCGCACAGACGCGUCACUCACGGACGAUUCGGUACGUGUCUUUGUCAAGCAUGCUGCGUUUUUGCAGCUCAUUCGCGGCCGUGGCUUGACGCACCAGUGGCGCGCUCCAAAUGUCCGCGCACUCGAGGCUGCGUUGUCGGACCCCGUAAAUCCUGUGACGGCACAGUACCACUUGGCGUUUAUGGCGGCGGACCGCUUUAUCGAACGGUAUGCGCGGUGUCCUGGCGCGCACGAUAACGACGUGGCUGGUGAUGCACGUGCGCUGCUGAACGAGGCAGUGGCGUACGCGGCAGAGGUGUCGUUGUCUCUCUCUGCGGACCACCACGAACGGCUCGCCGAGGCCUGCCGCGAGAUGGCCCGCGGUGCCUGCAGCGACACGCCGGCUACGGCCGCGCUCCUAGGUGGGCUUGUGGCACAGGAAAUCAUCAAGAUUCUCACGGUGCAGUACCUACCUUUGGAGAACACAUGUGUCUACGAUGGUAUUGUCCAGGCGCUCAGCACGUUCCGACUCUAA